This is a messenger RNA of Symbiodinium natans, 1203 nucleotides long. NCBI's taxonomy places the organism in Eukaryota, Dinophyceae, Suessiales, Symbiodiniaceae. The record is from the annotation of a GenBank genome assembly.
AUGUCAGUCGUCCCUGAGAAGUCGGAUGGCUACCCGCUUGGCACAGACGAGGGCGUGAUGCCGAAGGUCACAGAGACGACCCGUAGAGAUCCCAAGCCUCACUGGAGCCACGCGAUCAAGUCCGAGAACGCAGACUUGAAGGUUGAAAACCGUGAGCUCAAGCAGUUGGUGCUUCAGCUGAAGGGUCGUCUUCACAAACACAAGCGCCUAAGUCCCGGAGGUGAUGAUGGCGACGACAACGACGACGGAGAUGAUGACGGAGACGACGGCAGUCCCAACAGCAGUGACUUCGGUGAGCUGGACUACAUCUUCAUUGCCGUUGAGUUCCCCUCCCCGCACUUCAAUAUCAAGCGCGAGGUCUACUUCGUUCACAAGCACUCCACCGUGUCUGACCUGAAGCUCAAGAUCCUUGGUCAUUUUGAGUGCUUCACGCAACACCCUGCUCACUUUGCGUUCUUCCGUGGCGAUAUGCCGUUGGACGAUUUGGAGUUCGUCUACUUGGAGAUGAAGGAGCGUGACGUGCUGAAGUUUGAGAUGUUGACCCCCGACUGGCACACCCCUACCAACGAGGACUUCAUCACCGUCUACGUCAAGGUCUUCACCAACACCGAGAACGACAUCAGUAAGGAGAUUGAGAUCAACAAGUUCUUUACGUGCAGGGACUUUGUCUAUUUCGUGGCGGGGCUCUUUGAGCUGAAGAAGUUCUACCACGGCGACAUCACCUUGAGCUGUGAUGCAAUCGCAGGAGGCGACGACAUGAUGUGGCACGACCGUGACAUCCUUGACGUGAUGGAUGGUGGUUGGAAGCUUGAUGAGUUGGAUGUGAAGGACGGGCACACUUUGAACAUCAAGUUUGGAGGGCGUGGUGGCACUUCCAAGAAGCGACGGGCAACCUUAUCCGAGAUGAGACCAAAGGAGACUGACCCCGAUCUGGUCAAAGCAUGUUUUGGCAUUGAGACGUUCAACGACAUGGCUUGGCUUCGCCAUCUGGACUUGAAUGCCCUCAAGGAAUACAAGAAGGCGAUUGAGUCCUCCCGCGGUGUGGCAAAUCAGGUGCAGUUCACAGUGGACAAGAUCCAAGAAAUGAAGGCUCUGAAGGACUCAUGUUUCCUUGAGGUUCGUGUUUCCCGACCCCUUUCUCUCAGGAUGUUUCCCGUAAGCCCCCGUGAAACGCACCCUCGGGAAACAUGCUUCCCCCCAUAG